CGAAAGCCUACGUAUUUCCUGUGCGUCAUUUCCGGUUUCCGACUUUUCUGUUUUCUGCAACUACAGUGGCAGAGAUAAAAGCUCAGCAGUUUGGUGAUGGAGAAGUUAGAUUUGCCAGCCCCUGGUCCUGAUGAUCUGCCCCUGGCCCUGCUGGAGAUGGGCUGUUCAGGGAGGUUUGAACUCCUCACACACCCAUCACCCAGACACAAACCUUUCCCACCACAGAGCACGCUUCCUCACGGGCUUCCUCCUUUUGCCGUGGACCUGAAGAGGGAGGUGGAGAAACGUUUCCUUCACGAUCCUGUGUGGAUGCCCAUACACGACACAACAGACGCCUUCCAGAAAUUUCUUAAACUGACCAAAAGGGACCGACAGGUGGACUCGUUGUUGCACUGUUCGUUGUCUCCUCUACACUCGGGUGUGUCUGUAGUGAGAGAUCCCACCACCGGCAUGCUGCAGGAUUUCACCGAGGUGUUACUGGAGCACACCGGCUUGUCCGCAAAGAACUCUUUAUCGAUGCAGCGGCAGCCUGGACCUCCAUCUGAGAGCCUCAGAGGCAGCAACACCAACUACCCCUUCUUACCAGGUGGUAUGGAGGAGCUGACGUUAGAGCUGAUAGAGAAAAAAUUCGAGCUGGAGGAGGACAUCGACUUUGAGAAUGAUUUACUCACGGUGCCUCCGGGGCUAAAAGCCGGCAUGAACUUCAGUAACAAAGAGGCCAAAACCACAAAAGGAGACGUGAACCUGCUGUCCCUGCUGUCUACAUUCGAGGACAUAAUCGAACAUGUACCUGAGGAGAAAGAGAAAGGCUCAGGAAGUAAAGAGGAGUCCAAACUCCACAGAACUAACAGCCUUGAAGAUCUGGGUAUUAAGGACACGCUGCCAUCUCCUACUCCCGUUCCAACUUCAUCACCAAGCCGGACUGAUGGAGGAAUGCAGAAAAGCCAAGAGGAGAAGAAGGAAAGGAAGUGGGCGGUCCCUGUGGACAUCACCUCUCCCUGUGACGAUUUCUACAAACGAAUCCCCAAUCCUGCUUUCAAGUAUCCGUUUGAGCUGGACAAGUUUCAGAAGCAGGCCAUCCUCAGGCUUGAGGCUCACGACUCGGUCUUUGUGGCGGCUCACACCUCGGCGGGAAAGACCGUGGUGGCUGAGUACGCCAUAGCGCUCUCGCAGAAACACAUGACCAGAACCAUCUACACCUCCCCCAUUAAAGCUUUAUCCAAUCAGAAAUUCCGUGAUUUCAAAAACACGUUUGGUGACGUUGGGCUUUUGACUGGAGAUGUUCAGCUGAACCCUGAGGCCUCCUGUCUCAUCAUGACCACUGAAAUCCUGAGGUCUAUGCUGUAUAACGGAUCCGAGGUCAUUCGGGACCUGGAGUGGGUUAUAUUCGACGAGGUCCAUUACAUCAACGACGCAGAGAGAGGUGUUGUUUGGGAGGAAGUACUCAUCAUGCUUCCUGAUCACGUCAGCAUCAUCUUGCUCAGCGCUACAGUGCCCAACGCGGUGGAGUUCAGCGAAUGGAUCGGGCGGAUCAAGAAAAGGCCCAUCUACGUGAUCAGUACAGUGAAGAGGCCGGUGCCGCUGGAGCACUACCUCUACACAGGAAACAGCACCAAGACUCAGAAAGAGCUCUUCCUCCUGCUGGAUGCUACUGGAGGUUUCCUGACUAAAGGAUACUAUGCAGCUGUGGAGGCGAAAAAGGAACGCACCAGUAAACAUGCUCAGUCUUUUGGCACGAAGAAGGUUUCACAGAGCACCACACCAAAUCAGGACCGAGCCGUGUGGCAGACGCUGCUCCACUUCCUGUCAGAGAGGCAGCAGACUCCGGUGGUGGCGUUCACCUUCUCGCGCACCCGCUGCGACGACAACGCUCGCGCGCUCACCUCUCUGGACCUGACCACCUCUGUAGAGAAGAACGAGAUCCACUCCUUCUUCCUUAGGAGUCUGAGCAGGCUGAGAGGAGGAGAUCGACAGCUCCCUCAGAUCCUGCUGAUGAAGGACUUGCUGAAGAGAGGCAUCGGCGUGCACCACAGCGGCAUCCUGCCGAUCCUCAAGGAGGUCAUCGAGAUGCUUUUCUCGAAAGGUCUCGUAAAAGUUCUUUUCGCCACCGAGACUUUUGCGAUGGGUGUGAACAUGCCGGCCAGGACCGUGGUGUUCGACAGCAUCCGCAAACACGACGGAACUGGAUUCAGAAACCUCCAUCCUGGUGAGUACAUCCAGAUGGCGGGGAGAGCAGGCAGAAGAGGGCUGGAUGCUACAGGGACGGUUAUCAUCCUCUGCAAGACAGGAGUUCACGAAAUGGCGGAUCUGCACACAAUGAUGCUGGGAAAGCCGACGUUGCUGCAAUCACAGUUCAGGCUGACUUACACCAUGAUCCUUAACCUGCUGCGAGUCGAGGCCCUCAGAGUCACUGAUAUGAUGCGCAGGAGCUUCUCCGAGAACCACAGGGACACACAGGCGAACGAGAGAAGGAUAUCAGAGCUGAAACGUGAGCUUUCCUCUCUACCACCUCUUGACACAGAGGGUCAGCUAUCUGACCUGCUUUCCUACUACCACACUUUGACCGAGCUACGCAUUACAACAGAAGCCUUGCAGCAAGCAGUGAUGGAGUCCGUGAACGGGAUUAAGGCCUUGUCAGUGGGGCGGGUUGUGGUGGUCAACAACGCUCAGCACUUCAACGCCCUGGCUGUCCUCCUACAGGUGUCCACGGACUCUGUGAAUCGGACGUUCACCGCCCUCAUCAUUUGCGAGAAAGGGAACGAAGAAGCAGCAGAGAACGUUCCGAACAACCGCGCGCUCACACACCUUCACAACACCAGCCUUUUCAUUCCAGAGGGUCCCUGCAGUCACACAGUGCAGAAGCUGAAGUCGCAGGAAAUCUCUGCGAUCACCAUGAAGACCCUGAAGGUCAUUCCAGAGCGGAUUAUCGACAACUAUAAAAAGAGACAGCAGCCCCGCUUCAGACUGGAUCCACCCGGUCAAGCCAUUUCUACUGCAACUCAGGAGCUCCUGCGAUUGGCCGAGGCCAGCCCGUCUGGCAUCUCAACCCUCGACCCUGUGAAUGACCUCCACCUGAAGAGUGUGGAUGUGGUGGAGGCUGUGAUGAGACAGCGAGUCCUUCAGGACAGUCUCAAAGACUUCCACUGCACACACUCACCCACUUUCACAGAGCAGUUUGCACGUGUGCAGGAGCGAAUGAAACUGCAGGAAGAGUUGGACAAACUGCUGUACUUGAUCUCAGAUCAGUCAUUGACUCUGCUGCCCGAGUACCACCAGAGGAUUAAGGUCCUAGAAGCUCUGAACUACAUCGACAGUAGCGGAGCGGUACAGCUGAAAGGUCGGGUAGCGUGUCAGAUCAGCAGUCAUGAGCUCCUGCUCACAGAGCUGCUGUUUGAGAACACGUUGAGUCCUCUGGCGCCCGAGGAGAGCGCCGCCCUGCUGUCCUGUCUCGUCUUCACACAGAACACUCAGAUAGAGCCGCACAUCCCCAACACAAUCCAGGAGGCGAUCGAUCGGGUGGUGUGUGUGGCUCAGCGUAUCGGGGAGCUACAGCGCGAGUGUGGCCUCUCUCAGACCGCCGAAGACUUCGUGUCCCAGUUUAAGUUUGGCCUGACUGAGGUGGUGUACUGCUGGGCCAGAGGAAUGCCCUUCGCGGAGAUCGCCCAGCUGACCGACGUGCAGGAGGGGACGGUGGUGCGCUGCAUUCAGAGACUAGACGAAGUUCUGAAGGAGGUCAGACAAGCAGCCCGAAUCGUAGGAGAUUCGGUUUUGGGAAGCAAGAUGGAGAGAGCGUCGCUGUCUAUCCGCAGAGACAUCGUGUUCACCGCAUCUCUUUACACACACUGAUCGAGUGCAUGCCUCAGGAGCGUGUAUGGGUGUGGACAUGUAUACGUAACCUUCCGAUUAAUGAUCGCAGUGGCGGUUUUCCAUCUGUAAUGAUUGAAGGUGGUGCCACCGAGCAUCGAAUAUGACUAAAGAUACCACAUCCACAUGGUUGCAGCUUUGAAGUGGGUCCAAUCAUGUUUACAUUUUGUUCAUGUGUGUGACGGGGAGAGAAACGGUUUGCUUGCAUUGCUUAAAAAAAAGCACUUACCAGUGAUUCAAUGAAGACAAAGCUGGUUAUAGCCUGUAAUUUAUUGUACAGUAAUAAAAUCCACUGUGUCUAAAAUGA
Silurus meridionalis is the source of this 4171-nucleotide messenger RNA. RefSeq names its product SKI2 homolog, superkiller viralicidic activity 2-like (gene skic2). Gene Ontology annotation, biological process: nuclear-transcribed mRNA catabolic process, 3'-5' exonucleolytic nonsense-mediated decay. Lineage: Eukaryota; Metazoa; Chordata; Actinopteri; Siluriformes; Siluridae. Gene Ontology annotation, molecular function: ATP binding; RNA helicase activity; RNA binding. The transcript is spliced from 29 exons. The coding region runs from base 97 to 3846 and encodes 1249 amino acids. Gene Ontology annotation, cellular component: Ski complex. The record is from RefSeq and is a predicted model, not a curated record.